Molecule: messenger RNA, 767 nt
Organism: Triticum urartu
Lineage: Eukaryota; Viridiplantae; Streptophyta; Magnoliopsida; Poales; Poaceae
Source: RefSeq, a predicted model, not a curated record
CGACGUCUCAUUCCGCACGAGACCAUCACGGCAUCCGGUUGAUAGAAGGGCGUCCGUGGGCGGCAGCAAGCAGCCAGCAGGGUGCGAUCGAUAUGGCGUCCAACUACAAGAUGAAAGGGUUCUUCAAGGGCUUCAAGAUCAUCUCCCAGAUCUUCGCGGCCAAGGAGCAGGAGAUGGUGAUCGGCCGGCCGACGGACGUGAAGCACGUCGCGCACAUCGGCUGGAGCAGCUCCACGCCGGGGACGCUCACGGGGAAUGCUUCUCCAAGCUGGAUGAAUGUCAUCGAGGGGUCGUCUGACUUCUCGUCCUUGGGCUACUUCGCGCCGUCCGCAGGGACGUCCUGGACUUCUCAAGACUUCGAGCAGCAGCACCAACUCCCACGGGACAUGUUGCCUCUCAAGAUAGCUUCAGAGAUCACCGGGGAAGACGUAGCGGCAGCUCCACGCCCUGAUGUUCCACGCCCGCCACCGAGAAAGACAAGGCGAAAGAAGAAAACAACGGUUGGCUCUCUAGUAGAUUCGUCAAUGCCAAAUGAUUCAUCUACAUCAGUCUCGAAGGCAGCAACAGCCGUUACCGAUACCAUUGACACCAGUGGCGUGAUGCAGUGACAGGCAAGGCUGCAAAGUGUGUUUGUAAGUGUGGGUGUGCGGUUCUAAAAAACUGAGAAUUGUAAAUGUAUUGAUUUCAUAGGUAGCUGAAUACAAUGGAUUGUUCUAAAAGCGUGCAUUUCUUUUUUUCUCUUAUGAUUAAUUCAUCUUCAUUUGUUA